AUGCUUCGAAGACUUGCUACAUCGCAACUCGUUCGACUUUCCCGAACUGCUUCUGCAGAAAGUGAACUGAUCCUCGAAAGGCUUUCGGGAGAUGACAAAGGAAUCGCUGUGAUUUCGUUCAAUAGACCAAAGGCGAUGAAUUCUUUUUCGAAGAAUAUGGUCAAGUGUAUGCGAGAAGCGAUUGAAGAUGUCAAGUUCGACCAAGAACUCCGGGCGGUCGUUGUCCGAAGCACCUCAGCCAAAGCCUUUUGCACUGGUGCCGAUUUGAAAGAACGCGCUGGCAUGACUCCCGAAGAAGUAGGCCCAUUCGUAGCCACUCUCCGCCGAAUGGUACGAGAUUUUUAUGACCUUCCCGUUCCUACUAUCGCCGCCAUCGAUGGCUUUGCCCUUGGCGGCGGACUGGAAUUUGCACUCAGUGCUGACAUGAGAAUUGCAUCUUCUUCUGCCAAAAUGGGACUAACAGAAACAAAACUGGCAAUCAUUCCUGGCGCCGGAGGAACGCAAACGAUUUCUCGAAUCAUCGGAGUGGCAAAAGCAAAGGAGCUUAUCUUCACUGGAAGAUUCGUUGGCUCUGUUGAAGCUGAAAGAAUUGGCCUUGUAAAUAGAGCAGUUGAGCAAAAUGAUGAUUCAAAUGCUGCUUACUUGGCCGCUCUUGACUUGGCCAGAGAGAUAAAACCUCAGGGACCUGUUGCUCUUCGAAUGGCAAAAAUGGCGAUCAACAACGGCUCCGAAGUCGAUCUGAGCAGCGGCUUGGCUAUCGAGCAAAUGUGCUACGCGCAAGUCAUCCCCACUCAGGAUCGCCUUGAAGGUCUUCUCGCCUUCAAAGAGAAACGAAAACCAGUGUACAAAGGACACUAA
Molecule: messenger RNA, 858 nt
Organism: Oikopleura dioica
Lineage: Eukaryota; Metazoa; Chordata; Appendicularia; Copelata; Oikopleuridae
Source: the annotation of a GenBank genome assembly